Messenger RNA from Venustampulla echinocandica, 2025 nucleotides. RefSeq lists its product as uncharacterized. NCBI's taxonomy places the organism in Eukaryota, Fungi, Ascomycota, Leotiomycetes, Helotiales, Pleuroascaceae. The coding region runs from base 1 to 2025 and encodes 674 amino acids. The transcript is spliced from 5 exons. The record is from RefSeq and is a predicted model, not a curated record.
AUGUCUCGGCACACCAAUAAUAACGACCCUCAGAACAUGGCGACAUUAGCAGCGGAAUUGGAGGCGCGAAACCAAUUUCGCGGUGCAGGACCACAAGACACGGACGAACAAAUUCAUGCACUGUCAACGUUUGAGAUUCCCACCCUGCUGCAGUUUGUGAAGGCUGCACAGACGGGCCAUUUCCCGGGAAAUAGGGAUGUUGACCUCCCUCUCUGGCCUAAAGAGGAAAUGAGGAAUUUCUCGAGGAAAUAUGCGGAAUGGGCGCCUCCACCGUACUCCGAAUUGCCUCAACCUGCGGGGCCCUUUGGACUUGGCCCCAUACCAGGAGUUUCGCCUCCAGCAAUAAUCCGUGUCAUGCACGUUAUGAGCGGAAUGGCAGACCUGUUUACGAUGGCCGCCUCGAAAGACUUAGGGCGUAGCCAGAAACUCUUAAAGACUAAAAUCUGGUUUGGAUUGCCGCCCCUUAGUGAGGCCCAUUGGGCUACUCGAAGACUUGAUGACGAAAGCAACAUUGAAGAAACCCUGGCCAUUCUGCAGUCAGUGGUCGAUGUCUUCGAUCACCUCCGCCAACCCCAAAUCCAAGGCGAGCUCCGCGACAAGCACAACAAGAUCUUCGUCGAAAUGGAUACCUUCCAAGAUGCCUGUAAUGCUCUGCGCUCGUCACGAGGAGAGCCAGUCCCGAGUUGGAGUCUGGGCAAACUAUGGCUACAAUACGUGCGAUGCCACUUUGACUUCAUAGAAUCACAAGCACGGGCAUGGAUGUUCAAGCAUCUCCCUGUUCUCCAUGAUUUCUGGAAAGCCCGGUUCAUGGCAGCCUUCACCAACGGCCGCGUGAUUAGCUCCACCCAUGGCACUGUCCGAGUUGAUCACUUUGCCCUUUUCAUACUCAACAAAAUUCAAGAUCUGUAUCUCAACAUUGAUAUAAUAAUGCGCUGUCGCCCGGACGGCUUUAUCAUCCCCGGGGGCGUAGCCGGCAGUGAUCCAAGGCUCUGCCAGAUCGAUGCCCCAUCAAAUGUGCUCAAUGAGUUCUACCGGCAGACUGAAAGUAAAAGAAUGAGAGAUAUGAAGUUCGCUUUCGCCGCCGCACUGGAUGAAUAUGCGCAGGCGAGAGCGGCUCUAUCCGCGAAUGAGCCCCCUUAUCCAGAAUUUAUGCAGCCGAUUAUAAGGACGAUUAAUCGAGAGUUCAUGCACAAGGAACAGCAGCCGCAUAUUGAGAACCCGCCACCUUUUGGUAUGGAGUCUUGGGUGAGAGAUUUGGGGCAGAAGGAUAUUGAACAGUUUGGUUUCGUUAUUUAUAGGCUCUCAUACAAGGAGACAGAUGAGGAGUGGGAGGCGUUGCGGACGCAGCUUGAGAAGGCAAUUGACGAUGGCUGGGAAGGCGUCGUUGGGGCCGAGAAGAUCAAACAUAAGGCUGUUCUUCAUUGGAUUGACGGUCGUGACGAGAACGUUAAAAUCCCAGAAGGGGACUUACAAGCAGCCCGGAGAAAUUUCAAAACCUUAUCUGAAUCACCAAGCCCUCCACCAACAGGCGUAGCAACCACCCUUUGCCUAGCCGUCACCUCCUUAUCGCUCUCUUCCCUCAAGGAACCUCAAAAGCCAAACCCAAGUGCAACAACAAACACCGCAUCCACUCUCGCCUCCCAUCCUGGAAAUUUUGGGCCAUUCCUCCACGCCAUUGAUACCUCAUUCUCUGAAUCUACGUCAGCAGAAUCCUCGUCCUCAACAUCCGGAGACCCCGACCCCAGGACAACAGCCCGUCAAAAUAGCCAAGAGCAUCCCCCCGGGUACGAUGGGACUCUCAAAAUCGCUAGCCACCUCCUAUACAAUGAUCUUUAUGCCCUAUACAUUGGAAUAGGGGGCGCAGUUACCAUCGAGAACAUGUGGUCCCUGUCUGUGAAACAUCCGUGGGGUAUUUAUGUUGGACCUAGUACCGGGGUGCUGCGUAGGAACUGGAGGAAUAUGAUUGGGUUGGGGGGCAUAGCAGUGAGCAAUGCUGGGAGGAUUGGUGCGUUAGGGGUAAUGUAA